Molecule: messenger RNA, 7594 nt
Organism: Lingula anatina
Lineage: Eukaryota; Metazoa; Brachiopoda; Lingulata; Lingulida; Lingulidae
Molecular function (GO): protein binding
Source: RefSeq, a predicted model, not a curated record
AGCGGCCGCGGUGAAGGGUAAUAUUUACUAAUGACUUGUCUAAGUGUUUGUACAGGAGUUCAUAAUACCGUCAAGCUCACCUCUCAGCCUGCCCAUGGUAACAGGGAUGCCCUUAUACUCACCAUGCAUGCAUCGUGGCGAUAUGUGGGUACCCGCAGUGGAGAUUUUUUACAAUACGGCUAACAAUAGGCGACACGGAACAAAAACUUGACAUUUUUAAUUUAACACGUACUGGCCCUUCUUAACGACCCAAGACAAGAAUGGAUUAUAAAUCCAGUCAACGUGAAAUAUUCAAUCACACCAAGGCGUGACUGGAAUACGCUGAUAUGUGAUAUUGAGAAGAGCAGUUAUGAAGGAAAUAUACGGUUAGAAGUUUGACAAUGUUGUCCAUGAAACAGAAAGCUUACUAUAUUCCUAGGAGGAAGGUUCAGCCUUUAAAGUUAAAGAGACUGAGUAUAAAUUAUGAUGUGACUAAUGCGCGUGUUCGGAAAUUAAUACAGGGAGCAGAGGAAGGUCGAAGACGUCUCCCUCCAUUUGUGGCAAUGUCACGCGAAUCUACCCUCUUGUCUGACAGAAGGCUGCCGUCUGUGCAUUUCAACCGAGAUAACGCCCAUGCUUACCAGGGACCUUCUGAGGAGUUGGAAACAAGCCAUUGGCACGUGAACCAUCGUCCGAUCAAAAAACAGACUGAUGUAAAAAUAGUGAAUCACCUCAGGAAAAGCUUAAAUCGGCGCAUAGAGAGAAGGUACAAUAAGAUUUAUGAAGAUGAACAGAGGGAAAACCUCCGCAAACAGGCAGAAGAGAGAAGGAGAUUGCAACAGCAGAAAAAGAAGAAAACGGAACAAUCUGAACAUAUAGACAUUUUUCAAAAAUACUCUGAAUUCGGUGAAAAAAUCAAUGGAUCCGCAGAUCACAAACGGUCCCAUUCCUCUAACAGUAGACUAGGACGGCCGUCCAGUUUUUCACCCAAACAGGUGACUGCCAGCAAAACAAGUGCUGGGAGGAGUAGAUCCAUGUCUCCUCGCAAACAACCAUCAUCAAACACAACGGCACAAAUGGCGCCUGCAGCAGUGCCAGACGACAGCAAAUCUCAAGUUAAACUUGAACAUUUGGAUGGAGUGAGGACAUCUAGUGGAAAGAAAGCUGCAGAAACGUCAGAAAUAUUAGAUAUAAUUGAUAAACAAACUUCACCUGAGGACGUACCAACAGGGGGGAUGUUGCAGAAAACGCCUCUUCCGGGAAUAGGGGACUCCACCAGCAACAGCCAGGGUGGUGAAGGUGCGGUGACAGCCGACGACCAAAACAAUUUACAAAGUACCCCUCAGAACAACGAUGAUAAAUCUGAGCUGAUAAACGAUUCAAAUAAAGAAAAGGAAAAUACCCUCAGUAUUGGUCCAGAGCGAGAACACAGUGUUUUCACAUUAACUCGAACAAAAAACAACUCCCCAACUGAGUUAGAGGACCAAAAUGAUGAUAGUUCUAACUUCAGAAAGCUUGCUGUUAGCCCAGUGCCAACCCCAUCCAUUUUAAGACCAAUGACUAGGGAGAAGAUCAGGGUGGACAUGGAGGACCGCAUUGACAGGAUUCUCCAGGGACGACUAGACGUAUUGGUGCCUCCAGACCACAGGAUUAUCAAAAUAUACAUUAGUUCAGAGUUCACAGACACAGAGGCUGAGCGAUCAGCACUAAUAGAGAAGGUUUACCCAAAGCUAAGGCAAUACAGCAGAGAGCACGGUGUAGAACUUCAUGUAUUCGACCUCCACUGGGGACUCCGAGACACUGUCAUAGACAACCAUUCUCUACCGGAGAUAUUUCUCAAAACAUUGGAAUCUUGUCAAGAGCAGAACCAUGGUAUCACAUUUGUGUCAUUUCUGUGCCAGAAAUAUGGACUUCCUAUUCUACCAUUGGUCAUACCAGCCGACGAAUUUAACGCUAUUUUAGAAGCUGCAGAGCGGGAUAAACAAAUGAGAGAUGCCAUAGCACAAGCGAAACAGAGGGCUCUUAAAGAAGCAAGAGAAGCGGCUGAGAGAAUUCAAGAAGAAGAAGAAAACGAAGAAGAGGUCGAGGGUAAUGAUGACGAAAGAACUUCUCCACAAAACCUCACUACAGAAAAAAAAUCUAUCAAUCAAAAGAAACGCGAGGCAGAUUCUGGGGUAUCUGUAGCGAGUGACAAAACAACGGACAAUGAACAGUCUUCAUCCAACAAGAUAAAAAUUACCAAAGGUGCUGAUGAAAAUGCUGCUAAACCAAAUAAUCCAAAUGAAAGUAAACAGAGUCCAAGGAAAGGGAAGCAGUCCAAUUCAGUCCAAAAGCAACACAAUAAUGGAAAAGUCAGCCAGUCCUCGAAGGAAGGUAAACUUGACUCUAUGGAACAGGAACCCCCAGCAAGGGCAAUGCAAAGGAGAGACACCAUCUUAAUUCACAAUGCUCUCAGAGAAGCGGAAUCAGACCCAAAUCUGGAUCCAAGUCUGCUGAAAAACUGGUAUAAAUACGAUACUAACUCUAGUCCACCAAUGUACGUGCUGCAGUCUAUCAGUUCCCAUGAUGAAGAUAUUAACAAAACGGAUGCGUUCAAGCGAAAGCAGGCCAAAGCUAAGUGGCUGACUACGUGCAGACGCAUUCAAAUAAUGCUUCAGAAGUAUUCAUCGGACAUUUUCGGCGAUGAAAGCUCUUCUCGCAGGUUCUUCAUGUCCAUCCAAGAUCUGGAACUUGACCAAGCUCUUCUUGGUACUGAAGAACCGGAGCGCCAAUGUGUUUGGUUCCACAGAACGCUAAAUGGCCUAGAGCACAAUCUUGACGAUGACAAUGCUAAGAAAUAUAUAGAUCUCCACCCGUUCAAGGCAGAAAUAGAUUCUUCAUUGCAAGAGAAAUUAAAGAACAUUGUCCACAAUCGUCUCAAGGCAGAGUUGCCACAAUCGAGCAUACACAAGUACAAGAUACAGUGGACUCGUAACGGGGUUGAUCCGAAUAUACGCAGCCACGCCGUGUAUAUUGACAAAAUGUGUCAGGACUUUGAGAAAACGAUAAAACAAGGACUGGAGGAUUACUUUGAGGACUGCCAAUACUGGCACGAAUCGCAACGGCGACUUUUGUACGAUGAAGUCUCUGAGCAUGUCAAGUUCUGUCAAGCCAGGGCGCAUAAUUUCCAUGGCAGAAAAGACCACUUGUCUAUGAUCAAAAGUUACAUCCGUUCAACAUCGUCAGUGCCUCUGCUUAUCUACGGCAGUGCCGGGUGCGGGAAAACUUCUCUUAUAGCCAAGGCCGCAAGGGAGUGUCACAAGUGGUUUCACGAGUCUGUUGGAGAAGAAGUCGCAGUGGUUGCCAGGUUUAUCGGUGUUACAGGUCUUUCCAGGAGCAUCCGUCUUCUGUUACAAGGCAUCUGUCGCCAGUUGUGUGAGAUUUAUCACAAUGACCCCGAUGAGGUGCCAGAGGACUAUAAAGGUACAGUCAAUGACUUUGGCCAUCGACUGUCAUACGCCACAGAAAACAAACCCCUGGUGAUAUUCAUUGAUUGUCUUGACCAGCUUACUGACGAAAACUCUGCUCGAAAACUAGCAUGGCUUCCAAAAGAGCUUCCACCAAAUGUUCACAUGGUUGUCUCCACUCUCCCAAACGAAAGUUAUGGCUGCAAGAAUGCAUUUACAAACAAUUACCCUAACAGCAAGGAUAAUAUCAUAGAGAUAACCGAGCUUCCAGUUACUGAUGCUGAAGUCAUUUUAAAGCAUUGGUUAAACCAGUCCAACAGAACUCUCACACAGGAACAACUGGACUUACUCCUAGAUAGCUACUGCGCCUGCCCAGUUCCACUGUAUCUUUACGUCGCUUUCAAGGAGGCAUUACGGUGGCAGUCGUACACCCCCAUUGCCAACUGCAAGCUGGGAAAACAAGUCAAAAAUCUUGCUGUCAUUUUGUUUGGAAGGCUGGAAAAAGAGCACGGUGAGCCGCUGGUGCGACGAGCACUGGGAUAUAUCACAGCGGCAAAGAAUGGCGUCACCCAUUGUGAGAUGGAAGAUUUGCUGUCCCUCGACGAAGCCGUUAUGGAUGAUGUGACAGGCCACUAUUCACUUCAGCUGCGAAGGUUCCCGCCCAUUCUGUGGGCACGCCUUCGAAAUAGCCUCGGUAGUUACCUUAGCGAGUCAAGUGCAGAUGGCAGCCGGACUCUAGUUUGGUUUAACGUGCAGUUUCGUGAGGCAGCGACAGAACGUUACUUAAAUGCACGAGACAAAGCUCCCUCUUAUCACAAAGCCUUGGCUGAGUAUUUCUCCGGAAAGUGGGCUUCCGUGCCUAAACCACAUGGGUCAAACAAAAUUGGUGCUUUAAGAUGGGUAGCAGAUCAACCUCUAAAGUUCCAACGUGUCCAAAGCGACAGUUCAGAGCCACCUUUGUAUAACACCAGGAAACUGAACGAGCUACCACACCACUUCCUUCAGUCACAGCAGUUUGACACCCUGAAGUCCGAGUGCCUGUGUAAUUUUGAAUGGGUAUCGGCCAAGUUGUUGGCGACAUCAUUUCGAGCAGUACUUGAUGACUUUCAUUCCGCCCUUGAAGUAGAGCCAAAAGAUAAAGACAUUAAGUUGCUCACUGAUACUUUCCAGCUUUCGGGGAAAGUUUUGUCCGCGAACCCUAUUCAGCUGGCCUCACAAAUGGUCGGUCGCCUUCACAAUCUCAUAGCCGCGGACGUGCCUAUGGCUCCACAAGACCCCGUGAAAUACCCUUACAUUCGAGGGUUUUUACGAGACGCUCGUAACUCCUCUGUUCCAAGUCUCAUACCAUCGGCCACGUGCCUGACUCCCCCUGGCGGAAUGCUGUUUGAUAUUCUCUCCGGGCAUACUGAACCGAUCACAGCCGUUACAACCACUACUGACGGUAUGAGGGCAGUGACUACGUCCAAAGACAACACCAUGAAGUUGUGGGAUCUUCGCACAGGGCGAGUGACAAAAACUAUCGAUGGCGUCGGAAAGGAAACGGUCUACAUUAGACUUGGCAAUUCAAACCGAUUGGCCAUCUCGUCUGAGCUCCGGUGCAUUCGCAUCUACGAUCUGAAUACAAGUUUGUGUCAGACUGCAAUAAAUGGACACGAAGACAUUGCCAUAAUUGCAACAGUAGGAAAUGGGGUACUACUAGUGGCCUUCUUUGACGGUGCUAACAAAAUGCGAUCUUGGGACCUCCAGAACAACUUUCAGUUGAUUCAAGAUGUGGCAAUAGAGGGGACUGCCCUUCACAAAGACCGAUCAGUGGUCGUUGCCAGCAAUCCAUUCUCUGACAAGGUACUGUAUGCUCACCGUGGCAGACGAUCUGCCAAAAUUGUGAACGCUCGGACGGGGGCGCACGUGCACACACUAAAGUGUCAAGCCAGUGACUCGGCAUCCAUUCAAGCGGUUGCCGUCACAGGGGAGUACUAUGUGGUAGCCACACGCAACCAGUAUAUGAAAUUACACGAAAUCCAUUACAUGGAACUGUUUGACACAAACAACGGCAAAUACAUCAGGGCAGUGCGAGGCUGCACGCUUGAUUUCGUUGAGGAAUUGUAUGUUAAUCAGAUGGGGUCCCAUACAUUCUCUAUAUGCAGAUCUGAAGCCAAUAACACUUCUAACAUCGCAGUGUGGAACUUGGAAACUGAAGACCAUAAACAUCUGGCACAUCACGCUGGGGCUUCUACGAUAGGCGCAUGCUGUGACUUUCGAUUCUGCUUGACUGCUGCGGCAAACGACAACGCCAUGCGAAUUUGGAACCUUAGUCUAACCAUAAACAAACAAGCCCCGAAACUUAAAAGAAUUGAUGGAAUAGGGGAGCUAGUUCCAAUGCAAGAUCAUCCACGUUACGUUGUCGCAAAAGCGCUGAAUAACGGUCCAGUCACAGUAUGGAACGUGGCCAAAGGGAAGAGCAAAGGAACGGCCGUGAGAAUCGAGCGCGGACUGUCAGAAAGUAGCGACAUCAUGCUUCUCCGCAAUACACGAGUUUGUAUUCUCACUGAUCUAGUUGUAUCUGCUGAAACGGGCAGCGAAGUCUACCGGACAGUUCUCAUAUACGAUCUUAGAACAAAGAAAUAUGUGAACAAAGUGCAUUCCUUUAUGCCGCCUUUCCCUGCCCAUGAAUAUUUACUCAUGAACGACAACCUUCUGCUUAGUCCGUCGGACAACCGGUCCCACUUCGUCGUGUGGAGUUUAGAGCAUGGAAAACCAGAGUUCAGAAUAAAGCCAAAUUUCAAGGACAGAACAAAAUUGGACAUGAGUUUCUCAAAGCAAGAGUUUGUAUCAAAACGAAAGCGAAACACAACUGCAAAAAUGACACCUUGGGAACGGCGUUCAGAGAGCCCUACCUCCAGACGCAAACGUAGAGAAAAAGAGGUUGAAGAAGAACGACGGCAGCAUGAGGGACUUUUACGCGAGAAGGAAAAUAGCAUUGAGCAAUUCGUUAUCAGUGGCAACCAAAAGAUAAUUGUCGCGUCUUUCUACGCCCACCAUCUUUGUGUGUUUGACAUCGAGCAGAGAGCGCAUAUUCAAACACUGGAGAACGAAAACUCAAUGCUGCUUUUGCACACCGCGGCCAUUUCUUACGAUGGAAGUCAUCUUGUCCAUGCCAAUUAUGACGAAGAAAAGAAAACCAGCUACGUAACACUGUGGGACUGUAUGUCUGGUCACGUUCGAAAAAGAUUGAAGAAUGAGAGAAACGUGUGCGCCAUAGCCAUAUCUGACGCAGCAGAUCGUGUGGUAUUCGCGAAAACAACAGGUGAACUCCGAAUCUGGGAUCCAUUGGAACACAACAUACGCAGAGUAAAAGGAUACCCCGGGCUACAAUUUACAGUGAACACGAAGAUCCUUCUGUUGGAGAGAGGCGCGAGAGCCGUUGUGCACGCUGGAGAUAUUUCUGUGUGGGACCUCAACAAAGGGAGCGUGUUGGCGGUUUUCACUCCAGAUAAAGCAAUCAUUUGCGUCAACGUAGCAAUGGACGAUAAACUGAUUGUCUUCGGUGUCCGUGAUUCCACAGACGUCGUGAUACUGAAACUGAUGUCAAAGGACAUUCAGGAAGUUGAGCACACAGGAGAGAACAUAUUUGACGAGGGAUCUAGCAGUAGUUCAGAAGAUGACGAGGAUGAUGAUGAGGAAAAUGCUAGUCGUAAAAGUUGAAAAAAAAAAAAAAAAGUUCACUAGCUUGGUAAUGAAUUAGAUUUUUGAUACUUACUGAUACGUGUUUGAAAAUGAAGCGCAAUCUGUAAGUAUCAAAAAAGAUUAGAAUGUAAAAGACCAUUUGUAACCUAGCUACCAAUACUACCAUACCGGUAGUGGCAAAAAUUACAAAUGUUAUUGUUAGACAAAGUUGGGCUACUUGAAAAAUUAACUCUAUAUCAGUAGCUAAAGUGAUAUUGUUCUCUACAGUUAAAUGUGAUAUUGCAAAGGGUAUAACAACCAUCGUUUGAGACAUACAGUAAAUAUCUCUAUGUGCAAUGUGAUACCAUGCUACAUUUGCUCAACGAGCUUUAUGGACACACUUUGACCAAACCUUGAGGAACAUGUGGUCUUAUGUUUGAUGUUGAAAACGAUAUAUUGUCAAAGUUAACCAGUUUUGAAUGAUUCCAUUCACAGAAAUAAAUUUA